GAUGGGGACGCGCGCUGUGCGAGAGACUGUUGUUGUUAUUGCGAAACUCGAAAAGAGCGGGACAAAAUGUUAAUGUUUAAUUCUACGCAUCGUCGGCUCGGGUAAACAAAACGGAAAGAAAAUGCUGAUAAAAAAGAAUAAUAAUAAACAAUUGGUGCAAAAGUUGAACGGAAACUGAUAAGUGCGCGCUGAGCCGAAAGAGAUUGGAGUAUUCAACCAUUAACUUAACUGUGAAAGUGGCCACAAAUGUACAGAACUCACAACGUAGACUCUCGGUGGACAGGUCGAGCCGGUGACCGGCGAGCUAUGUAACAGAGAGACCACCGCGCGUGGAGAGACAGAGAGGAGCGGGGAGCCUGCAUGUCCCAAGGAAGAAGCAUGUCCAACUAGCAGCGUAAUCAGACAAAGGAGCGGAUCAUAACACAGAGCACCAAACAGAACACAACCAGAAGACAAUUUGGAACCCACAGAAAAUAGGUUUAACGGAUCGGGGGGGACAUGGCUCACUAUAGUGGACAUCAGCAGGCAGCGGCGGGGGCAGUGCCCGCUUCCUUUAAAGAUCUCUUCACCAACGGGCCGCUGGGUUCCGCAGAGGAGGAUGGGACCUACAAUAACAACAACAACAACAAUGGAAACGAAGGCAAUAAUGAGCAGGAGAACCACCAGAACAAUGCCAACAACAAUGAGCAGCAAGGAGCUGAGUGCUGGGUCUUUGGAUACGGCUCCCUCUGCUGGCAUCCUGGCUUCACCUUCAGCAAGUGCAUCACGGGCUAUGUCCGAGGAUUCGUGCGCCGCUUCUGGCAGGGAAAUGCCACACACCGCGGCACAGAAGAAAAGCCUGGGCGUGUAGCGACCCUAUUGAAGGACAAAGAGGGUAUUACAUGGGGCUGUGCUUACAGAGUAUCAGGCAACACGGCCCUCGAGUAUCUCAAGCAGCGUGAAUGCACAUUAGGUGGCUAUGCAACACUCGAGGCAAAGUUCUUCCCCCGCGUUGCCUCCCAGGACACACCCUUUAGUGGCGAGGCUGUCGAGGUGCUGGUGUAUGUGGCCACGCCGGAGAACCACCAUUGGUUGGGCGAGGCGCCGCUGCCGGAGAUUGCCCACCAGAUUGCCACCUGUCGCGGUCCGAGCGGCCACAAUGCCGAGUACCUGCUGCGACUGGCUAUUUUCAUGCACGAGGAGAUACCCGGCGUGCGGGAUGAUCAUUUGUUCGAGCUGGAGCGUCUGGUGCUCGACGAGCUCUACCGCCAAGAAAUACCUCUGUCGUCGGUGAUGGGCCGCAAUCCGGAUAGGAUACGACGCGACUCCCACGAGGAUAUUCGCCGCCAGCCCUCCUUCGAGUUCACGUCGCGCGUGCCUGAGACGAAACUCCGCUGCUUGAACAUUUGAUUGUGGGCACAGUGGCGGGCGGCGGUAGGUGUCGCCACGUCCGCCUCCACCAGGCAGCAGCUAGUGAUAUGCAUGCGGCGGCGAUUAUUGCUAUAGAAGAUUCCAAAUUGAUGAUCGACAUUUAGCACCCUAGAAACCAGAGUCUACCACUAAAUUCGCUGUAUUCUUACAAUUGUAAAUAACCCAUAAGGAUAAGAACUAGCUUUAAGCAACAACUCCUCGAUAAGUGAUCUGAUCUAGAAACUAAGCGUAGGCUUACUCUAGUCCGUAAGUUGUGUCCCCAACGCACAA
Drosophila obscura is the source of this 1680-nucleotide messenger RNA. Its product is annotated as glutathione-specific gamma-glutamylcyclotransferase 1. Gene Ontology annotation, biological process: glutathione catabolic process. The transcript is spliced from 5 exons. Gene Ontology annotation, molecular function: gamma-glutamylcyclotransferase activity; glutathione specific gamma-glutamylcyclotransferase activity. The record is from RefSeq and is a predicted model, not a curated record. Bases 499 to 1389 code for a protein of 296 amino acids. Lineage: Eukaryota; Metazoa; Arthropoda; Insecta; Diptera; Drosophilidae. Gene Ontology annotation, cellular component: cytoplasm.